Molecule: messenger RNA, 1180 nt
Organism: Cucurbita maxima (winter squash)
Lineage: Eukaryota; Viridiplantae; Streptophyta; Magnoliopsida; Cucurbitales; Cucurbitaceae
Product: probable xyloglucan endotransglucosylase/hydrolase protein 6
Exons: 4
Coding region: 44-919 (291 amino acids)
Biological process (GO): xyloglucan metabolic process; cell wall biogenesis
Cellular component (GO): apoplast; cell wall
Molecular function (GO): hydrolase activity, hydrolyzing O-glycosyl compounds; xyloglucan:xyloglucosyl transferase activity
Source: RefSeq, a predicted model, not a curated record
AUCACACUCAAAUCUUCUCUCUUUUAUUACUAUAUCCUUAGCCAUGGCUUUGAGAAGAAGCUUCAAUGCCCUUGGUGUUGUUUGCCUCUGUGUUGUUGCAUUGUCCAUCGCUGUCUCAGGACGCCCCGCCACUUUUCUUGAGGAUUUUAGGGUGACCUGGGCGGAUAACCAUGUCAGGCAACUCGAUGGUGGGAGAGGAAUUCAACUUGUUCUCGACCAAAAUUCAGGAUGUGGGUUUGCUUCCAAACGUCAAUACUUGUUUGGAAAAGUUAGCAUGAAGAUUAAACUCGUCCCAGGUGACUCUGCUGGAACAGUGACUGCCUUCUACAUGAAUUCAGACACAGAUACAAUACGUGACGAAUUAGACUUUGAGUUCUUGGGAAAUAGGAGUGGGCAGCCAUACACGGUUCAAACAAACAUCUAUGCUCAUGGAAAGGGUGAUAGAGAGCAAAGAGUGAAUCUUUGGUUCGACCCUUCAGCUGAUUUCCAUACUUAUUCAAUCUCAUGGUCUCAUUCGCUAAUCAUAUUUGCUGUGGAUGAGAUCCCCAUUAGGGUAUACAAGAACAACGAAGCCAAAGGAAUUCCAUACCCAAAGCAACAGCCAAUGGGAGUGUAUUCGACGCUAUGGGAAGCUGAUGACUGGGCGACAAGAGGAGGUUUGGAGAAGAUUGAUUGGAAGAAAGCCCCAUUCUAUGCUUAUUACAAAGACUUUGACAUCGAGGGAUGCCCUGUCCCAGGCCCUGCAAACUGCCCUUCGAACCCCAACAACUGGUGGGAAGGCCCAGCCUACAGGACACUAAACCCUGCACAAGCCAAGAAUUACCAAUGGGUCCGAGCCAACCAUAUGAUCUAUGACUAUUGCACCGACAAGUCUCGUUACCCUCAAACCCCCAAGGAGUGCACUGCGGACAAUCUCUAAUCUGCGGUGGAAUCAAUAAUUUAUAUAUAUCUAUAUAAUUACAUAUGUAUUUACUGCAUUUCAUAUACGUUUAAAACUUUGGUGUGCUGCAUAUGAGGAUGUGAAGCUGGCCAUGCAAAACCAAAAAGGCGAAUUAAUGUGAUUACAUUUUGUCGUUGUUUGGAUGAAGCCUGAUGUAGGGCUGCUCCACCAAAAUAUAUACUAUUCUCUAUGUAUGUAUUUCAUUUCAUGAAGUUAAAUCAUUUGAUUUCGAUUCCGAAA